GUACGCUGCUAUAUUAGAUGGUUUGCCCCCUUCUGUAGGGCAGGUCAGGGGGUUUGGAGGUCGCGGUGUCCAUUGAUACACCUGGACAUCGUAGAGGAUCACAUGCCCGAGCGUGUCUUAUGACAGUUUGGGCAUACACAGAGUAUACCCCCUGAUGUCUGUCAUGAGCUCCGACACUACCAGCGGGAUGAUCGGGCUGCCGUUGAUGAUGAUUUUUUGGCUUUCAUGGAUGUCCAACUCCACCGUUGGGAGAACAGGUUAGGCACUUUAGCGGUGGUCGGCCAUUUGACUCCCAUUCAACAUUACAUGCGCUUGUAUCAUCAGAUCACACGCCGAUUGAUCGGCAACCCAGCUUUGCGUCCCCCUAGGGAUGUAGGAUACUCAGCACUCGCGGGGCAGUGCGAGGCAUUGGUAAGUUUAUCGUAUUUAGAUUUAUCUAAUUUCAUUAAUUGUUACGUUUUAAAAAUAAUUUUUUUUUUGUUUUUGUUAAACACAAAUGCACCUGGUGGCCGUACAGCGUUUACGCAUCUUGGGGUUAGAGAAUAUGCCUUACCCUGGGCUUGCGGGGCUUGCCGCGGAGAUGUUAGGAUUUCCGAGAAUGGUAUCCGGCAGGCAGGCGAGAUUAGGCGCAUGGCGGAGCCUGUUCCGGAGGCUGAGUAUCAGGCAACACCGGGUGCUCCCAGAGGAGGAGGCCGUGCUGGCAAAGGACGCCAUGCUACCGGAGGUCGCCGUGCGCGUAGAGGACGCGGCGCUGCUGCUAAAGGACCUGGUGGUGGAGGACACCAUCUGGUAGAUGAGGCGGAUGAGGCCGAUCCCAUUCCAGAGGGCGUUCACGGUCUAGUCCAUCCGCAGCCGUUCCAGGCCGGUGGCAGCUCACCUGGGGACUCACCUACGUUUACGCCGGCGCUCUUACUUGCUGAGAUACCCGGGUCUUCAUCACAGCCGAGCCAGAAUGCAUACAUGGAAGAGCGUUAUAACGUUGAUUGGGCGGCGUUCCGCGCUUCAUUAGCUGAUGAGCGGCCUGUGAGGAAUUUAAAGGGAGCCCGGAUUCUUGACUUCAAUGAGUUUUUGAUUCCGAUUCGGCGCCAGCGGGUCCACCAGAGCCACCCACUCAGGCAUUUUCUCAUGGGCCUGCCGAGCCAGUGAUGUCUUCCCAUGUGACUGUCGAGCCACAU
Molecule: messenger RNA, 1175 nt
Organism: Lycium barbarum (goji berry)
Lineage: Eukaryota; Viridiplantae; Streptophyta; Magnoliopsida; Solanales; Solanaceae
Exons: 2
Coding region: 226-1146 (306 amino acids)
Source: RefSeq, a predicted model, not a curated record